This is a messenger RNA of Colius striatus (speckled mousebird), 2759 nucleotides long. RefSeq names its product leiomodin 1 (gene LMOD1). The transcript has 3 exons. The record is from RefSeq and is a predicted model, not a curated record. Lineage: Eukaryota; Metazoa; Chordata; Aves; Coliiformes; Coliidae. Bases 54 to 1997 code for a protein of 647 amino acids. Gene Ontology annotation, biological process: pointed-end actin filament capping; myofibril assembly; muscle contraction. Gene Ontology annotation, molecular function: tropomyosin binding; actin binding. Gene Ontology annotation, cellular component: striated muscle thin filament; myofibril.
UCUUUAAAACUACUCCAGCUCUGGCUGCAGGGAUUGAGAGCUGCUGAGGUUUAAUGCUUCAGCACCUGCUGCCGCUGGGGGAAGCAGCGUUGGAGCUUCGGCUUCUGGUUUUUCUCCUGCCUUGGGUACCACACACAACCGCCACCGUGUCUCGCCAACGAGCCAAGAUGUCCAAGGUGGCCAAAUACCGGCGACAGGUCAGCGAAGAUCCAGAUAUCGACAACUUGUUGUCUACUUUGUCUCCAGAGGAGAUGGAAGAGCUGGAAAAGGAGUUGGAUGUGGUGGAACCGGAUGGAAGCAUCCCUCUGGAGCUCGGGCAGAAAAGCCAAGCGGAGAAUUCUCCGUCUGGCCCUCAAAACUGCGACGGGACGCUCAACCACUGCGAGAAGGAGACCAGGAGAGUUCUUCAGAGGGAACAAUCCGUAGAUGAAAGCAGAUUGAGUGAGAAGAGUAAAGGAGACAAGAAUGAAGAAGGAAAGGGAAAGGAAUCUCCUUCCAAAGACUCAGCCCAGAAACGAGAUACAAAAGUGGGGAAAGACUCUAAAAAGGAAGAAAGUGUUCAGAAAACAGACCCAAAGGUUAAAGCUGAGGCCGAGACCAAGAGCAAAGAGGAGAAGGCCAUCAACGAUAAAGUCAAGGCCAUGCAGAAAAAGUUGAUGGGGAAAGAGAAAAAGGAGGAAGAGAAGGAUUCGAUCUUGAAGAAGGACAAAAAGGAGGAGGGGAAGAGCUCAGUGUUAAAGAAGGAUGCAGGGAAGGAUAAAAAGGAGGAAGAGAAGGGCUCAGCUUUAAAGAAGGAUGCAGGGAAGGAUAAAAAGGAUGAGAAGGACCUGGCAGCAAAGAAGGAGACGGGGAAGGACAAAAAGGAAGAGGAAAAGGGUUCAGCGAUGACAAAGGGCACAGGGAAGGACACAAAGGAGGAAAAGAAAGGUUCAGGGUCACGAGAAAAAGACACAAAAGGGGAAGAGAAGAAAGAGAAGGAGAAAAAAGGAGAGGACAAGAGCUCAGCUUUGAAAGAGGCCAAAGCAGACGAGAAGGAGAAACCGCAGCCCGAGUCGGUGAAGGCGGCAGAGGAGAGGCAGGAGGCCAAGGCGGCCGCCAAGCCCAGCCCCAGCAGCUCCUCGGAUCAGGCCGACGAAGCCUCCAGCAUUUUCGACGAGCUGAUCGAGAAGGUGAAGAACAACGACGCCGAGGUGACGGAGGUGAACGUGAACAACUCCGACUGCAUCAACAACGAGACGCUGGUGCGCUUCACCGAGGCCCUGGAGUUCAACACCGUGGUGAAGCUCUUCGCCCUGGCCAACACCCGCGCCGACGACCACGUGGCCUUCGCCAUCGCCAUCAUGCUGAAAUCCAACAAGGUGCUCAAGAGCAUCAACCUGGACUCCAACCACAUCACUGGCAAAGGCAUCUUGGCCAUUUUCCGGGCGCUGCUGCAGAACGACACGCUGACCGAGCUGCGUUUCCACAACCAGCGGCACAUCUGCGGCGGGAAGACGGAGAUGGAGAUCGCCAAGCUGCUGAAGGAAAACACCACCCUGCUCAAGCUGGGCUACCACUUCGAGCUGGCCGGCCCACGCAUGACAGUCACCAACCUGCUGAGCCGGAACAUGGACAGACAGAGGCAGAAACGCCUCCAGGAGCAGAAACUGGCUCAGGAGCGCGGCGACAAGAAAGAUCUCCUGGAGGUGCCCAAGCCUGGAACCCCGCUGAAGGGGUCUCCUAAACCAUCCCCCCAGCCGUCGCCCAAGGCUUCCCCCAAAAGCUCUCCCAAGAAAGGGGGGGCUCCCUCCGCGCCGCCCCCGCCACCGCCGCCUCUCGCCCCGCCGCUCAUCAACGAGAACCUGAGGAACUCGCUCUCGCCCGCCACGCAGAGGAAGCUGGGAGACCGCGCACUGCCGGCCCAGGAGAAGAACUCACGGGACCAGCUCCUGGCAGCCAUCCGCUCCAGCAACCUCAAACAGCUCAAGAAGGUGCAGGUACCGAAGCUGCUGCAGUAAGGAGCCGGGAUGGCUUUUCCCCCGCAGCCCCCAGGACACUGCGACUGUUUCCAUGACAACGCCGUCGGGAGCCUGCGCGACCGAGGCCGAGGAGCAGCGAUCCCUCCGGGACAGACGGACGCGGGAAGGGCCGGGGGCCCGCGGGGGGUCCGCGGGGGGUCCGUGGGGGUCUGCGCGGGCCCCUGUGCGCGGCGCGGGAGGAAGACGUUGUAUUUAUUGUUGAUAGGGGUCGUGAAGCCUUCGAUGUGUUUUGCCAGCACCGAGCCCCGCUCCGCCCGGCCGCGCCGCGGGAGGGGCUGAGGAGUGCCGGGGGUGCGGGAGCGGCCGGGGCACGGCGCGGGCGGAGAAGGGAGAGAGGGGGACGGAGGCCGUGGGGAGAUGGAGCAGGGGGCUGGGGGCUUCAGCCGGGGACCACCGGGGUCCCCGGGAGUGCCACAGCCCCGCUCAUCCAGCAGCGCUUGGGAAAUGGGCUUCUCAGCCCAGUUCAGGUUCGAGGGGUUCCCCCCUCCCACCACCUUCUCCAUGCCCCAGCGGACCCCUCUGCCCCGUGUGGGGACCCUGGGGGAGGAGGGGGGUGCCCUGGGUUACGGGGGGUCGGCACCGUGCUGCCCCCCUGCCCACCUGCCCACCUGCACCUCGCGGGCACGACGCGUUCGACUGUGGCCACUGCAUCGGCAAUAAAGCUUCACCCCACGCUUGCCCCGCCUCGGGGUGGCACGGGACGGGGGGCACAGCGUGGCAGCCACCGGGACCCGGCCCCCU